AUGGCGGACACGGACCUUUUCAUGGAAUGCGAGGAGGAGGAGCUGGAACCAUGGCAGAAAAUCAGCGACGUGAUUGAAGACUCUGUUGUGGAAGAUUAUAAUUCAGUUGAUAAAACUGCUACGGGUCUGGGCACGAUGGUGACGCAGCCGGUGCUCCGACCCGUACAGAUCAUGCAGAACGCCAAUCACGUCACGAAUUCUCCGGUGACCAGCCAGCCCAUCUUCAUAACAACCCAGGGGUUUCCCGUGAGGAACGUGCGGCCCGUACAAAACACGAUGAACCAGGUUGGAAUUGUUCUGAAUGUACAGCAAGGUCAAACAGUUCGACCCAUCACCCUCGUCCCAGCCCCAGGUACCCAGUUUGUUAAGCCGACAGUUGGCGUUCCUCAGGUGUUCUCUCAAAUGGCCCAGGUGAGACCAGGUACAACCAUGCCGGUCCGACCCGCCACCAACACUUUCACUACGGUCAUUCCGGCCACCCUUACCAUCCGGAGCACUGUACCACAGUCCCAGGCACAACAGCAAAGUAAGUCCACUCCCAGCACCUCCACAACACCUACUGCAACGCAGCCAACACCUCUCGGACAGUUAACUGUGCAGCAGCCAGGGCAGUCCAGUCAAGCUACUAACCCCAAAUUAGUGAGCAUUGCAAGCUUUGUGACUGUAAAGAGACCGGGAGUGACUGGGGAGAACAGCAACGAGGUUGCUAAGCUAGUGAAUACCCUGAACACCGUUCCUUCGUUAGGACAGAGCCCCGGCCCGCUGGUGGUCUCCAACAGCAGCCCUGUGCACGGUUCCCAGAGAUCCAGCGUUUCGGAGUCCUCCUCCUCCUCCUCCUCGUUGAAAGUCAGUUCAUCUCCUAUUCCCACCUUCGAUCUGCAAGACGGCGGCAGGAAGGUCUGCCCGAGGUGUGACGCUCAGUUCCGAGUCACCGAAGCUCUCAGAGGACACAUGUGUUACUGCUGCCCCGAAAUGGUUGAAUUCCUCAAGAAAAGAAAAUCUCUAGAACCCGAACCAAAUAUUCAAUCGGCAAAACCCCCGUCACCGGAAAAAACUACGGCCGUUGCUUCGCCACCCUCUUCUACUCCCAUCCCUGCCCUGUCCCCGCCUGCUAAAGCUCCGGAGGCGAGCGAGAACGUGGCUGACUCGUCCCAGAGUAAGCUCAUCAUGUUGGUAGAUGACUUCUACUACGGCAGAGACGGCGGCAAAGUGAGCCAGCUCCUCAGCUUCCCCAAGGUUCCCACCUCCUUCAGGUGUCCGCACUGCACCAAGCGCCUAAAGAACAACAUACGGUUUAUGAAUCACAUGAAGCACCACGUUGAACUGGACCAGCAGAACGGAGAGGUCGACGUCCACACCAUCUGUCAGCAUUGCUACAGGCAGUUCUCCACGCCCUUUCAGCUGCAGUGCCACUUGGAGAAUGUCCACAGUCCCUACGAGUCGACCACCAAGUGCAAGAUCUGCGAGUGGGCCUUCGAGAGCGAGCCCAUGUUCCUCCAGCACAUGAAGGACACGCACAAGCCCGGGGAGAUGCCCUACGUGUGUCAGGUCUGUCAGUACCGUUCCUCGCUCUACUCGGAGGUGGAUAGCCACUUCCGGAUGAUCCAUGAAGACACGCGGCACCUGCUCUGUCCGUACUGUCUCAAAGUCUUCAAGAACGGCAACGCUUUCCAGCAGCACUUCAUGAGGCAUCAGAAGAGCGUUUACCACUGCAACAAGUGCAGGCUCCAGUUCCUCUUUGCCAAGGAUAAAAUCGAACACAAGCUGCAGCACCACAAAACCUUCCGGAAACCCAAACAAUUAGAAGGAUUGAAACCUGGAACCAAG
Messenger RNA from Eurypyga helias (sunbittern), 1827 nucleotides. It is a transcript of the gene ZNF621, whose product is annotated as zinc finger protein 621. The transcript is spliced from 11 exons. The annotation marks the transcript as partial. Gene Ontology annotation, biological process: regulation of DNA-templated transcription. Gene Ontology annotation, molecular function: RNA polymerase II cis-regulatory region sequence-specific DNA binding; DNA-binding transcription factor activity, RNA polymerase II-specific. Lineage: Eukaryota; Metazoa; Chordata; Aves; Eurypygiformes; Eurypygidae. The record is from RefSeq and is a predicted model, not a curated record.